AUGUCUGUAAAUGAGGAAUAUAACUCAAUUAUCAAUUCAUAUGAAUCAAAAUUGUUGCAUAAUGGGUUACGUCAAGAUUCUCAAGAAUUCCAAGAUCAAUUGAAUGAAAAUAUCUAUAAACUUAUUAAUUUGAGGAAUAAAGUGUUUAAUGAAUUAGCAUUAUUUAGUGGCAAUGAAACAUUAGAUGAUUUGACAACUUCUUCGAUUAAUUUUUUAUCAAUUAAUUAUUAUUUAGGUCUAUUAAGUUCGAAGAAACAGAGUGUUGGUGGAAAAUCUAUUAGUCUACUAGAAUCUAACAAAUUGAAAAUACUUUUUUUACAAAGAUCUAUACAAUUAUAUAUGCAAUAUUUAAAUAUGUUAGACAAUUAUGGAAUUCUUGACAAAUUUUUAUCAUCAACCAUCGAAACUUUUAAUGAUCCUAUGAAUCCCACAUUAAGUGAAUUGUAUAAACAACCAAAGUCUUCUACUGACAUAAAUAAUGCAUACUUAAAAAGACAACAAAAGAUUGAAAUGAAUCGUCAGACAAUCUCUAUUGAAAAAAAGAUUAAACAAUUAGAAGAUCAAUAUAAGAUAAAUAAAGGUGAAUCAGAUGAAGAUUUUUCAUCUACUGAUGAAGACAUGUAUCGUAACCUUUUAAUUAUGAGAUUAAAAUUAUUGAGUUAUAAUGCUUUUAAUGAAAUUGAACAGAUAUUGUAUGAAAUUGAAUUACUUCAAAAUUUUGUAAAAAUGGCACCAGUCGAGAAUACACAACUCAAUAAGGAGAAUCGAAGUACUACAGAAGAUCCAACUGGAUUUACUGAGAGAUUAGAAACUUUUGAUAAACCUAUUUUAUCUAAAUCAGGUAAGGUAUUAAGAACUUUUACAUUAACAAAUAAAAGACAACAGUUGCAAGAUAAAGUUAAAGGGUAUGGACAAUAUGGUCCUACUAUGACAGUAGAAGAAUUCUUACAACAUGAGUUUGAGUCAGGUAGAGUAUUACAAGGUGGUAAGGACGAACUCAUACGAGAACAACAAGAGAAAGAAGAUAAUGAAGAUAAUUAUGAAUAUAAUGACAGAGAAACUUAUAAGGCAAGAGAAUGGGAUGAAUUUAAAGAGAAUAACCCAAGAGGAAGUGGAAAUACCAUGAAUAGAGGUUGA
Molecule: messenger RNA, 1137 nt
Organism: Arxiozyma heterogenica
Lineage: Eukaryota; Fungi; Ascomycota; Saccharomycetes; Saccharomycetales; Saccharomycetaceae
Gene: TAP42
Product: Tap42p
Exons: 1
Coding region: 1-1137 (378 amino acids)
Biological process (GO): regulation of signal transduction; regulation of dephosphorylation
Cellular component (GO): cytosol
Molecular function (GO): protein phosphatase 2A binding
Source: RefSeq, a predicted model, not a curated record